AUGGUAACUUUUGGAGCUCAUUUGAAAAAGAACGGAUGGGGAGGGACCAGACUUGUAUAUUUGGGCAUAAGCUUGGAAGAGACACGGGAUAUACCCGUAUCCUUUCCCCACGUCGCAUCUUCAACCCUAAGAGAACAAGAUGCAGCCGCCACUACCCAUGGAACGCACGCAUCGACCGCCACCUCUGUCUUCUUCUUCUUUCGACCAAACGAGGUCGUCGCCUGCUGCGUCGCCGACGAGCACCACCUCUUUGCUGUUGCUGGUGACGUAAGGGAAGCCGGAAGAGCCACCAAGACCGGCGACUUCAGCUGCGUCGUCACUAUGUGGGUUCUACGCGACCUGGAGGUUCUUGGGACCGCCACCACCAUUGGGAAUGGUGGCCGCCGCCGCUGCUGUUGCUUUUCUGGUGCUCCUGCCGCCGCCGUAGGCCACCAAGGGGUGGCUGGAGUUGCUUUGCGACCUCAUAGCAGGUGUGUGUGUGUGUUUUUUUAAUCUUGUUAGUGUGUGUUUGUAUAGCCGGAAAAGCAAGAAAGGCCAACGCCACCUCAUUUCGCCGCGAGUCGCCGUCGGCCACUUCAAGGUGGUUUGUGUGUGUAUGUUAGCUUAGUUAGGGUGUGUGUUUCUUUGGUAUUUUUGUUGUAAUUGUAACUCAAAAUCAAAAUAAUGGAAAGAAAUUAGAAACCACCACCCUAGGGUGGUGGCUGCCGCCACCG
This is a messenger RNA of Lactuca sativa (garden lettuce), 713 nucleotides long. The record is from RefSeq and is a predicted model, not a curated record. NCBI's taxonomy places the organism in Eukaryota, Viridiplantae, Streptophyta, Magnoliopsida, Asterales, Asteraceae.